GGAAUUAAAUGUCGUGCUUGUCGAUUAUCCAAAUGUUUAAAUGUUGGCAUGGAUAAAUUACUAAUACAACAAUUAGCUUUAUAUAGAAAAUUAAAAAAAGAAAAUAAUAGUUGUCAAAUUUCUCAAAAUAAUAAACUGAAUGACUUGAAGAAUAAUAUUACGAAAUUAUCUCAGCCAAUAAUAAACAAAAAUUCUGAAAUAUCAAAAAUAUUAUCUGAAUUAAUUAAUGUUGAAAACAAAAAAAAUUAUAUUAGAAAUUCGCGUCAUGGAAUCUCUAUUGAAUUGUUGUUUAAAAGAAAAUUGGAGGAUUUUUUAGAUGAAUCUUAUACAAAUUUAUUAAAUUUGUAUGAAAAAUUUGAGCCCGGCCCACCUCCUUCAGUAGAUUCAACUGAAAUCGAGGAUUUAAAGGAAGGACGAAAUAUAAAUAAACAAAGACCCAGCUAUUAUUUUAUGAAUUUAUAUUUAUCAAUUGAAUUAAUACGUACUAUGCCUUUUUAUGAAGAAUUAAGUAUUUCUGAUAAGGUACUUACUUAUUUACUUUAA
Molecule: messenger RNA, 543 nt
Organism: Meloidogyne enterolobii
Lineage: Eukaryota; Metazoa; Nematoda; Chromadorea; Rhabditida; Meloidogynidae
Source: the annotation of a GenBank genome assembly